Molecule: messenger RNA, 1368 nt
Organism: Menidia menidia (Atlantic silverside)
Lineage: Eukaryota; Metazoa; Chordata; Actinopteri; Atheriniformes; Atherinopsidae
Source: the annotation of a GenBank genome assembly
AUGCAGUCAGGACUUGUUGCCUCUGCCGGCCGCUCUCUUAAGAGAACUUUUCAGCACUGGAAAGCCUCUUUCAAUGGAACCUAUUGCCCCUUACACCCUGGGCAGUGGCUUUGGGCAGCUCAACAAAGAGCUCAUAGAUGGACUACAGUACCACCAUCGUCAGGAAUAAACAAGAAGCCUGUGUUCACCAAAGCUCUAGAAUUUGGAGAAAAACUUGCAAUCAUAGACUCCAGUGGCAGACACAGCUACGAGCAGCUGUACCGCAGCAGCUUAGGUCUCGCUAGUAGAAUCAGUGUGGCUCUUCAGUCGGACUUUGGCGGUCUGGAUGGAAAGCGAAUCUCCUUUUUGUGUGAAAACGAUGCUUCCUACACCAUUGCGCAAUGGGCUGCCUGGAUGAGUGGCGGCACCGCGGUGCCACUCUAUCGAAAACACCCCGUGUCUGAGCUGGAGUACAUCGUCUCCGAUUCCCAGAGUUCACUGCUGAUAGCAGCACAUCCCUACGCUGAGACUCUGGAGCCACUGGCACAAAAAUUGAGAUUGCCAUGCCUGACAAUGCCUCCCACUUCUAACUUGGAGGCCUUGGAGACCGAGACAAAUGAAAAGGAAACCACUAUUACAGACUGGGCUGAUCGACCGGCAAUGAUCAUCUACACCAGUGGUACCACAGGAAGACCCAAAGGGGUUCUGCAUACACACAGCAGCAUCCAGGCCAUGGUCCAGUGUUUGGUUUCGGAGUGGGCGUGGUCCAAGGAUGACGUCAUUCUCCACACCUUGCCACUCCACCACGUGCACGGCAUCGUUAACAAGCUGCUGUGCCCGCUCUCCAUGGGCGCCACCUGCAUCAUGCUUCCCGAAUUCCAGCCUCAAAAGGUGUGGGAGAUGCUGUUGACCUCCAAGGCUCCAAUGGUUAAUCUGCUGAUGGUCUCAGGCUCAGCCGCUCUCCCUCUGCCCACUCUGCAGCGCUGGGAAGAGAUCACAGGACACGUGCUGCUGGAACGCUACGGAAUGACCGAGAUCGGCAUGGCUCUGUCCAACCCUCUAAAGGGCCCCCGAAUCCCAGGGGCUGUGGGGUCGCCUCUUCCAAGUGUGGAUGUUCGGAUUGUGAUGAGUAACACAACCAACACAACUAUCGCAGUGGGCACUCACAAAGAGACUCAGUCUCCUCUGUGUUUGAACGUGCUGCAGGUAUGCCCAGGUCUCGAUGGAAAAGAAGGUGAGCUUCUGGUUCGAGGCCCAUCAGUCUUUAAAGAAUACUGGAACAAGCCUCAGGAGACCAGAGAGUCGUUCACUGAUGAUGGCUGGUUCAAAACAGGUACCAAACCCCUGUCUUCUUCUUCUUCUUCUUCUUCUUCUUCUUCCCCUCUCUGA